This is a messenger RNA of Pyricularia grisea, 2099 nucleotides long. RefSeq lists its product as uncharacterized. Gene Ontology annotation, biological process: NAD+ biosynthetic process. Gene Ontology annotation, cellular component: cytoplasm. The transcript has 3 exons. Gene Ontology annotation, molecular function: kynureninase activity; pyridoxal phosphate binding. The record is from RefSeq and is a predicted model, not a curated record. NCBI's taxonomy places the organism in Eukaryota, Fungi, Ascomycota, Sordariomycetes, Magnaporthales, Pyriculariaceae. The coding region runs from base 495 to 2000 and encodes 501 amino acids.
GGACCCUGUGGGGCCUGGUUCGAAUCGACUGCAGGCGUCGUCCUGACCGUUGGGGCUGGUUGCUGUACACCAUUGUCAUGGGCUCGGCUACAAAGUGUUCUCGAGCGUCCUCACUGGGAAAGGGGGGGAAUGUGGAAUUGAAUUGAAUGAACAUGAGGAACAAGACAAGAUCGUUUUUGAGGAAUCAACCGCCCAAUUAUUGUUCCCGCUUAGGUACCUUACCUUACCUUACCUUACACCUUACCCUAGCUACUCAACCCCUUGUCUGUCACCUUCCUUGCCUUAUUCUUCCUUGGUUCUCUCAAACCUCAUCCGACCACGCAAUCCAUCCAUCUUCUGCCUUCCCCCAUCACCCUGUCAAAUUAAAUCCCUUCAAAUUCCGCCAAAAGUCGGAUCCAUCCAUUCAAGAACUUUAAUCUAUUUUGUUUGCGAAUCCCUGACAAAGCCACCAAGAACCCCAUCAUCUACCACCUAUCCUCCUCGAAGUCUGCAUCAUGGCUGCUACCAAAAAAAGCCUUUGUGCCAUAGCAGCGGACCCCAUCGAGUUCCCCGCCGAUGCCAACACCCUGGAUUACGCCCGCUCCGAGGAUGCCAAAUGCCCGAUUCGGCACAUGCGUGAGCACUUUAUUUUCCCCACCCGUGCGUCGCUGAAGAAGAAGGCUCUUGAUGGACGUCUACCAGCAUAUCCACCUAACCAUGCCAAACCUGGAGAGACUGCCACAGCCCAAAACGGCAUCUCCAACAACGCUGAUAUCAACGACGACAAUGUCACACCUGCCGUCUACUUUUGUGGCAACUCGCUUGGCCUGCAGCCCAAGGCCACUAGAGAUUACAUCAAUGCUCAGUUGGAGACCUGGGCGUCCAUUGGUGUUCAUGGCCACUUUACCCCCUGGGACAACUCGCCGCUGAAAUGCUGGCAGGAUAUGGCCGCUGAUUGUGCCGUCCAGUCGGCAGCCGUUGUCGGCGCCAGCCCGGACGAGAUCGCCAUCAUGAACACCCUGACUGCCAACCUGCAUUUCAUGAUGGCUUCCUUCUACCGUCCCAGUGAGAAGCGUCACAAGAUCAUUUCAGAGUGGAAGCCCUUUCCGAGUGACACUUACGCCAUCGCCUCCCAGAUCCAAUGGCAUGGUCUCGACACCGCCACCUCCCUGGUUGAGCUCCACCCAGAUGAGAAUUACUACAUCUCAACCGAAAAGAUCCUCGCCACCAUCGAUGAGCACGCCGACAGCACAGCCCUCCUGCUCCUGCCCGGAAUCCAGUACUGGAGUGGGCAGCUCUUCGAUAUGCCGCUGAUAACGGCCCACGCCCGCGCCAAAGGCAUCGUGGUUGGCUGGGACCUUGCCCACGCCGUCGGCAAUGUGCCUCUGAGCCUGCACGAUUGGGAUGUCGACUUUGCCGUCUGGUGCACUUACAAGUACCUCAACGCUGGGCCCGGUGCCAUAGCCGGUGCUUUUGUCCACGAGAGGCAUGGCAAGGUCGACAGCGAUGGCUUCAAGCAGCGAUUGUCUGGCUGGUACGGCAACAACAAGACAACACGUUUCAAUAUGGCCAAGGAGUUUGAUCCUACCCCUGGCGCCCAGGGUUGGGUCGUGAGCAACCCGUCGGGCAUCGAUCUCGCUAGCUUGAGCGCCGCCUUAUCCGUGUAUAAUCUGACCACCCCGGCCGACCUGAGGACAAAGUCUCUGCGGCUGACAGCUUACGCAGAGCACCUGCUCAACGGCAUCCUCAAGGAUGAGGCUGCCUCUUCUGUGGGUGAUGGGAAGAAGGAGCCCGCAUUUAGAAUCAUCACCCCUUCGAACAAAAACGAGCGCGGCGCUCAGCUGAGCGUGCUCCUUAGGGAAGGGCUAUUGGACGCUGUCGGUGAAAAGAUGGAGGCCGCCGGUGUUGUGUGCGACAGGCGCAAGCCCGACGUGAUGCGUGUGGCGCCGGUACCCAUGUACAACUCGUACGAGGACGUAUGGAGGUGCGCUGAUGCACUUAGGAAGGCUGUCAUGUCAUGAUAGUAAAUCACAUGCGAUCUAUUUAGUGCUGGUCUUUUUCUCUCUCUCUCUCUCUGUCUCUGUCUCUCCCCCCCCCCCCCCCCCCCCCCUUUUUUAUCC